UCUCUCUUGAAAUUCCCAAGCUUCCAGCACACCAUCCAUACACACAGCUCCCCUCUCUUUUCUUCCUCUUCUCCAGACUUUUGAAGCUUCCUCCGCAUCUCUCCUCUCACUCACUCACACACACAUCAAAAAUGUCUGCACGCAUGUUCGCCCCCAAGGUGGCCUCGAUGGUUGGCUCUACCUCUGCUAAGGUCGCUCGUCCUGUUGUACGAAGCAGCAUCAAGGCCAAUGGCGCUCAACGUGCCUUCUCUGGCGUCCCAUCUGCUACCCGUAGCACCGCUUUCCAAACCCUCAAACGCCAACAAGCUUCCCAAAUCCUCUCCUCCACCACCCGCCAACUGAUGGCCCGCAAGACUUCCCGUCCUUUCUCCUCGGAAAUCGCUACCGCUAUGGUCCAAGUCUCCCAGAACCUCGGUAUGGGAUCUGCUGCCAUCGGUCUCGGUGGUGCCGGUAUCGGUAUCGGUAUGGUCUUCGCUGCUCUCCUGACCGCUGUUGCCCGUAACCCCAGCAUGCGUGGACAACUCUUCUCCUACGCCAUUUUGGGUUUCGCUUUCGUUGAGGCUAUUGGAUUGUUCGAUCUCAUGGUUGCCAUGAUGUGCAAGUACGUGUAAUUUAAAACGUCUGGAACGGACAUUGUGUUAGGAGAGGGGGAGAGAUGAGGAUGGAAUUGCAUUAGAUGGGUGGGAAAAUAGAUGAGAUAAAGGAUAGACUAUAGAAGGCUGGCUAUAGACUGUACAGUACUGUUCUAGAAGGCAUAUAGAGUUAUGGAAGUCGGCAUUUUAG
Mollisia scopiformis is the source of this 783-nucleotide messenger RNA. Its product is annotated as putative ATP synthase subunit 9, mitochondrial. Gene Ontology annotation, biological process: proton motive force-driven ATP synthesis; proton transmembrane transport. Lineage: Eukaryota; Fungi; Ascomycota; Leotiomycetes; Helotiales; Mollisiaceae. Gene Ontology annotation, molecular function: proton transmembrane transporter activity. The transcript has 2 exons. The record is from RefSeq and is a predicted model, not a curated record. The coding region runs from base 132 to 611 and encodes 159 amino acids.